Messenger RNA from Ailuropoda melanoleuca (giant panda), 1053 nucleotides. It is a transcript of the gene KPLCE, whose product is annotated as KPRP N-terminal and LCE C-terminal like protein. Lineage: Eukaryota; Metazoa; Chordata; Mammalia; Carnivora; Ursidae. The transcript is spliced from 2 exons. Bases 20 to 871 code for a protein of 283 amino acids. The record is from RefSeq and is a predicted model, not a curated record.
CGUAUAAAAGGGCUCCCCAAUGGCCAGCUCCUCAGAUCCUUGGCCUCUCCCUGUCUUGCUCCUGUCAGCAAAGAAGAUUUUACAAAGCUACAAGAAGAUGUGUGACCAGCAGAAGCAGCCACAUUUCCCCCCAUCUUGUGUGAAAGGUUCAGGAUUGGGAGCUGUGCAGAGUACCAAAUGUACCUCUGUGAAAUGCCCAGCUCCAUCCCAGACUCAAACCUGUGUGAAAUGCCCUACUCCAUGCCCAACUCAAACCUAUGUGAAAUGUGUAACUCCUUGCCAGACCCAAACCUAUGUGAAAUGCCCUACUCCAUGCCCAACUCAAACCUAUGUGAAAUGCCAAGUGCCGUGCCAGACUCAAACCUACGUGAAAUAUGCAACUCCUUGCCAGAUGUAUGUGAAAUACCCAGCUCCAUCACAGACAACUUAUGUGAAAUGCCCACCUCCUUGUCAGACAUAUGUGAAGUGCCCAGCUCCGUGCCAGACAACCUAUGUAAAGUGCCCAGCCCCCUGCCAGACCCAGACAUACUAUGGCCAGGGCCGUUCUCCCAGCCAGACCUACUACAUUCAGCCUACUGCAAGUAGAUCGACCACCUCAUGCUGUGUACCUGAUCCAUGCUCUGCACCCUGUUCCACCAGCUACUGCUCCCUGGCUCCCCGGACCUUCGGGGUGAGUCCCCUGAGACGCUGGGUCCAACGACCCCAAGACUGCAACUCAGGAUCAUCUAGCUGCUGUGAAGAUUCUGGGUGCUGCAGCUCAGGAUGCUGCAGCUGUGGGGGCUGUGGCUCUGGGUGCUGCUGUUUGGGAAUUAUCCCCAUGAGGUCCCGAGGUCCUGCAUGCUGUGAUUGUGAGGAUGACUACUGCUGUUAAAUACAGAACAGCCCUGCUCUACCUUCUGGAACAUCCACCAGCCUCUGGCCCCCUCCCUGUAUUCCCAGUGAUGUAGAAUCCCUUUGCUUCACUGUGUACUUUGCUUCUCUAUGAAGGCAGCCUGCCAGAGUUAGCGCGCUCCCCAGACUUUGGCAAGAAUAAAGCUCUGAAUGCAAUUCAUA